Molecule: messenger RNA, 2285 nt
Organism: Benincasa hispida (wax gourd)
Lineage: Eukaryota; Viridiplantae; Streptophyta; Magnoliopsida; Cucurbitales; Cucurbitaceae
Product: importin subunit alpha-4
Biological process (GO): protein import into nucleus
Cellular component (GO): cytoplasm
Molecular function (GO): nuclear import signal receptor activity; protein binding
Source: RefSeq, a predicted model, not a curated record
GAAGAACUACAACAGAACGAGAGAGUAAAAUGGGAAAGUUGGAAGAGAAGAAAACAAAUUCAAAAUCAUUUUGACUGUAGAGCUGUUCCUGUUUCCUCCAAAGUCUCAACCAAUCCAUCAUCCAUUCAUCAAUCCAUCCACCAAAUUGCCAACCAGAGACUGCCCAUUUCGCUCACAGCAAAGCAAAAGCCCGACCAACAGCUCAAUCCCAAUCCCAAACCCAAACCCACCAACUCCAGCCUCUCGAAUCGCCCCCACACGCUCUGUCUUCCAACUUUCAGCCACCCCAUUUCUCCUCCAGCACUUGCUUCCUCAUUUAACAACAACCCACUUCACCGCCGGCAAUGUCUCUCCGACCCACCACCCGAACCGAUGUCCGCAAGAAGUCUUACAAGACCGGCGUCGAUGCCGAUGAGGCUAGGAGGAGAAGAGAGGAUAAUCUGGUCGAGAUCAGGAAGAACAAGCGUGAGGAUAACCUGCUUAAGAAGAGGAGGGAAGGACUUCUCUUGCAUUCCCAGCAAUUGCUUGAUGCUGCUCAGAAUGCUGCCGCCGCCGAGAAGCGCUUGGAGAGUAUUCCUGUAUUGGUACAAGGGGUGUGGUCUGCUGAUACAGCAGGACAGCUUGAAGCUACUACUCAAUUUAGAAAGCUAUUAUCUAUUGAGCGUAGCCCUCCAAUUGAUGAAGUAAUCAAAGCUGGUGUAGUUCCCAAGUUUGUGGAGUUUCUUGGAAGGCAUGAUCUACCCCAGUUGCAAUUUGAAGCUGCAUGGGCCUUGACCAAUAUUGCAUCUGGAACAUCAGAGCAUACACGAGUUGUCAUUGACCAUGGUGCUGUCCCUAUUUUUGUACAGCUUUUGAGCUCAGGCAGUGAUGAUGUCAGGGAGCAGGCUGUGUGGGCCUUAGGUAAUGUUGCUGGUGACUCUCCAAGUUGUAGAGAUCUUGUUCUUAGCCACGGUGCCCUAGUGCCGUUACUUGGCCAACUAAAUGAGCACUCAAAAUUAUCCAUGUUGAGGAAUGCAACAUGGACUUUAUCUAAUUUCUGUCGUGGGAAGCCUCCAACUCCAUUUGAUCAGGUGAAACCUGCUUUACCAGUUCUAAGGCAACUGAUUCACUUGAAUGAUGAAGAAGUUCUAACAGAUGCCUGCUGGGCUCUCUCCUACCUUUCAGAUGGCCCAAAUGAAAAAAUUCAGGCUGUAAUAGAAGCAGGAGUUUGCCCAAGACUUGUGGAGCUUCUGCUACACCAAUCACCAUCAGUUCUGGUGCCAGCUCUUCGAACAGUCGGAAACAUUGUUACUGGUGAUGAUGCUCAGACGCAGUUUGUGAUUGACAACCAAGUUCUACCUAAUCUCUAUCAACUUCUCACUCAAAAUCACAAGAAAAGCAUCAAGAAAGAAGCUUGUUGGACAAUCUCAAAUAUCACGGCUGGAAAUAGAGCUCAGAUACAGGCAGUUAUUGAGGCAAAUAUUAUCCUUCCUCUUGUUCAUCUCCUCCAACAUGCAGAAUUUGACAUCAAGAAGGAGGCCGGGUGGGCUAUUUCCAAUGCUACCUCAGGAGGAUCUCAUCAGCAAAUUCAAUUUCUGGUGACUCAAGGCUGCAUCAAACCGCUCUGUGACCUUUUAACCUGUCCGGAUCCGAGGAUCGUGACAGUGUGCCUAGAGGGGCUUGAUAACAUACUCAAGGUUGGGGAGGCUGACAAGGACAUGGGAAUGAAUGGAGGAAUCAACAUCUAUGCACAAGCCAUUGAUGAGUGUGAAGGACUUGAUAAGAUCGAAAACUUGCAGAGUCACGACAACAAUGAAAUCUACGAGAAGGCGGUGAAGAUGUUGGAGAGAUACUGGGCAGAAGAAGAUGAGGAGCAGGAGCAGAACCUACAGCAGAAUGGAGAUGUGAACCAACAUGGCUUUGCAUUUGGUGCAAACCAGCCAAAUGUUCCUCCUGGUGGGUUCAAGUUUGGGUGAAAAUGGGUAGCUUGUGAAACUGUUAUAUCAAAAGAUUUGUAGGUCCCUUUGGUCUUGUUUCAUUCUUGAUUGGUUGAUGUAGUGAAGGGUUCAACUUUUAUGCCGUUUAGCUUGUUUGGUUCACAAGGGGUCAGGGUUUUUUAUCUGGUCCAUGAUUGUUACUUCUAUGGAGUUUUGCCCUUAUUUUUUUUGGUCAGCCAAGCCUUAUCUAUGUCAAGCCUUUUUCCUUUCUUUUUAGUACUAUAUAUAUAUUGCUUUUUUCAGAAUCCAAAACUUAACUUUGUAUUUACACAAAACAUAUAUACAUAUUGGUCUUUUCUGCCUGUGGUU